Messenger RNA from Tetranychus urticae (two-spotted spider mite), 2118 nucleotides. RefSeq lists its product as uncharacterized. Lineage: Eukaryota; Metazoa; Arthropoda; Arachnida; Trombidiformes; Tetranychidae. The record is from RefSeq and is a predicted model, not a curated record.
UGAUAUUAAACCCAUUACCAGCAUCAGUUUAUCAACGAUUGCCAUUAAAAACAUUUAAUUUCUAAUCCUUUACCAAAACUAUGAAAAUGAUCGUGACUCUCUUCGUUGUCUUUGCUUUUGCUUCUUCAGCUUUUGGUUUCUCUUGUCCAGUUCCUGAGACUACUCCUGGUGCCGAUAUUGACAAAAUUGCGGGUCAAUGGUAUCAAAUUAAUGGAACAACUUUAACAUCAAAUGAUACGUACAUUUUCACUCCUCGAGAAGAAGUAGACUUUGAAAUUGAAAUUACAAAGCAUACUGGUGAAAAGUUUAGCGCGAUUUGGUACGGCAGACGAACUGAUAAUCAAAAUUUACUGAACAUCUAUUUUGAUGUGGCAAAAGAGGCUCCAGUUUACCUUUCCUUAAAUGUAGUUGCUACUGAUUACGAUAACUAUCUGGCUGGUUAUCUAUGUUGGCUUUUUCAAACUGAAUUUUUCUUCGGUAAAUUAAUUUUAUCCAGGACUAACAUCUUGGAUGCUGACAAGUAUGACGAGUUGGACGCUUUGUUGACUGAUAAAGUUGGCAAUAGUAUUGUACCAAGUAUUCAAAAAGACUAACUAUUGUUUAAUCUCUCAGUGAUGACAUUUACUUUGAAAAAUUGAAUUUCCCUGUAAUGGUUGAUAAAUCUAAAAAAAAAAUUUAAAUAAAUAAAUAGAAAUUUUUCAUUGCAUAGUCGAAAACUGUUUUAUCAUUAUAUGAUGACCGUUUUGUAUUUUCAGCAUCUUUUUGUAUUCAUGCGAAAAUUUAAAGCUUAGGCAUAAGAAUCACUCGUCUAUUAAGCCAUGCAUCUUCUAAGAAGCAACAAUAAAAUGAAAUAACCAGCCAGUAAUAACAGGAAUAGAUACCGAAGCCAGCCAGGUGAUGGCUGACAACGGAAAACAUUGACUAACCGAAAGCUAGCUUUUAGUUAGUUACACUUGGUGGUCAUUGGCUACACUUGCUGGAGUUGAUACAAUUAUCCGAGCUAAAUGCGAACAAGAUUUUACCGUUAAAAAAAUCGAUAAGUUGGACGUUGACAAUCUAAUCAAUAAAAACAGAGGCAAAUGAUAUUUUUUAAUUCAUUGAAUGUGGUUCUUGAUUUUAUCAAGUCAAUUGUUACAGAGGAAAAUAAAUGCUAUAACUUUCAUUUCAAGGGUGAGGAUAAAAAGUUGACUGGAUACAUGAUGAUGGGGCCAGAUGAAAACCUGAUUCCACCAUGGUAUAUGGAUGUUCAACUUUCGAGCAAAUCUCUAUAACUAUUCAUUUGGACAUACAUUGGUAUAUUUCACCUUAAGCUAAUAUCAAAUAUCUUUUGAAUUUAUAACAAAUUUAAUCAAAAUUCUUUAAGUAAUUACGUUGAUUACUGAAGUAAAAUUAUAGCGUCGUUUGUUAGCCAGUUUAUUGAAAAUAUUGAGUUACCCAAAAAAAUUGGUACAAUCUUUGUCCUCCUAAAUACCUUUUGCUAAUCAACGCAAAGUGAAUUAAAAUAUCCUUUUCUGUCCAAAUCAAGAAUUAUAGAAUCUAACUUUAAAUUUACUGAAGAUAGACAGCGAAAUAGACUGAACUGGGAAAGAGGGUGAUAAAUUGAAUCAUUUCUCUUUCAUAUUUUCAACACUUCAGUUUUCGGAUAUUAAACUUCAUUUGAUAUAAUGGGAAAUCCAAGUUUCCAAUUUACGAAUAGAAAUUUAUUGCUCAUUAGCUAAGGAUCAAGUGAUUCAUUUGUAAGAUCGCAUGCAUUUACUUUAAAAAAUUUCAUUUCCAAUUAGCUGAAUUAAUCAAACUUUAAUGUUCAAGACUAUCAAGUUAGAGAUGUGCUCAAUUUGUCCUACCCAUUGUAUAAAAUAGUAAGAUGUGAGUAAACAAAACAUUUACAUCUGUUAUUACAAUGACUGAUUAUUUAAUUUUUAUUGGUGCUUCUUGCAAGAUAUACAAUAUGACCGACAAUAUGUAUGACUGAAUCGACGAGUGUACCGGGCGUUUUUUUCUCAUUUUACGCCUUCAUGCAAGCAUAACUCACGAACGGUUAGUGCUACAGACUUCAGAUUUAAAACAUAAGCUUAUCUAGAUUGCACAACGAUAAGUUCAAGUGCUCAAGGUUAUUCA